CUAGUAAUUUGAUGUGUGUCCCCGGGGACAUUUGAUGGAUUAAAGCUAAGCAGCUCCAUUUCGCAGCACCACCUGAUCUUCUACUGCCUGUGCCCCAUAUAAAGGCUGGCGUGAUUGCUGAUCUCAGCUAGUCUGACAGUGUCUCUCUCUCCCUCCCCUGCGCCUGUCUCCAUCUCUUCUUCUCCUCACUGGUCCUUUAAGCCGGCUGCAUCACAGGAGCUAUCCAGUGCUGAACGGGAUCACUUUUAUUUAUUUAUUUUUGCAUUUUUCCGGGGGAAGCUGGGGGAGCCAGAGUGCAUUACACAGCAUUGCCAUCAGCGCCGUUCACCACUGGGUUGCGUUUUUUUUUUAACAUCUUAUGUUUUUGGCCACAGUCUCCAUCACAAGGAUUACCGUAAAGCCAGCUCUAUCCGCGUGCUCUCUCAGAAGGUUUUUGUUUUUUGCUCAUGCGUUUUCCGCCACUCUGUGUUAUUAUCCAUUGAAACAUGCCCCGAUCAUUUUUGGUGAAGAAGAUCAAGCUUGAUGAUUUCUCUUCAUCCAAUGCGGCCACCAACAAUCAUCAUCACCACCUCGACGACUCGCUCACUUUUGCGGGCUCCAUCACAGACUCGGUAACCAGCCUUGGUGUUCGUCUGAGUGAGAAUGGCUACAUCCAGGAUUACAUCACGCCAUCUGUAUACCAGGGGGAGAAGAAGAUGGAGCACAAGCCGGUGUCAGACCCGCUGUACACCCAUGUGAGCAGCGGCGGGGAGUACUGUGACCCCGACCUGAAACACCCCGACAGCCCCCAGUCAGGCAUGACCGCCAGCGGCUUCUACAGCGGCGAAUCGGAGGCCCUGUCUGAGGGUUACACCAUGGAUGCCUUCUUCAUCUCUGACGGGCGUUCGAGACGGAAGGGAGACGGCGAGGGUCGCGAAGCGCGCGAGGGGGGUUCGAGAAGCAGCAGCGCCAACGCUGCCGUGCAGGAGAGGGCGAUAGGCACGGCUCGCCACACCUGUAACGAGUGUGGGAAGACGUACGCCACCUCCUCCAACCUCAGCAGACACAAGCAGACGCACCGCAGCCUCGACAGCAAGAUGGCCCGCAAGUGUCCGACGUGUAAUAAAGUGUAUGUGUCCAUGCCGGCGUUGGCCAUGCACAUCCUCACCCACGACCUCAAGCACAAGUGCGACGUGUGCAGCAAGGCCUUCAGCCGGCCGUGGCUCCUGCAGGGUCACAUGCGCUCACACACGGGGGAGAAGCCCUUUGCUUGCGCCCAUUGUGGCAAAGCCUUCGCCGACCGCUCAAACCUCCGCGCCCACAUGCAAACACACUCUGCCUUCAAGCACUACAGAUGCAAGCGCUGCAAUAAGACUUUUGCUCUCAAGUCCUACCUGAACAAGCACUAUGAGUCGGCUUGCUUCAAGGGCUCUGCAGACGAAGACGACUCUGGAUCAGACAACUAACGGCGUGGAAGUCGUAGGAUUUUAGCUUCACAACUGGUAACUCCGAUCACUCUGCCCUCCAUGCCUUUUUUCUUCCCUUUUUUUAGAAAGCAAUAUUUUCACUGAGAUUACGAAGAAGCUCUAACGAUAACGGCAAAGACAAUUUCAGAAGAUGCUGGAUUUUUUUCCCUGCACAGUAGCUAAUGGUCCACAGAUAAAUACAAUCAAUGACCUUUCCUAAAUAGAAACUGUAGAUGAUAGUUGUACACAUAAGCAACUUGCUCAUACACUGACUGAACACACGUAUACACACAUUCACAAUUAUAUACGAGGCCUGGCAUGUGAAUUUUUAUCAAUGACUAUACUAAUAUCGAUAGUAAUAAUAUUUAGAUUCCUGAUAUUUUAUAGCAAAUAGUAAUGAGAAAAUGAAGAAAAAACAAAACAUAAAAAGGACAGUGUUCUUUUGUUUUUUAGAGACAAAAUGACCUCUUGUAUUUUUAUGCUGCUUUUUAUUUGCUAAGAAUUGCAUUAUUUUGCAACUGCCAACAUGAACUUUUUAUGAAAAUGUGAACAAUGACAGUAUUUGCAAAAAAGAGGAGGGGAGAUUGUUUUAAUAUGGUUAAGAGACAACCCCCUUUUUCCACACCAAUGUUAUUUUUCUAUUUGAUUUUUCUAAAAUUAUUUUUUUGUGCUUAAUAUCCCUUGUUAAAAAAGCAUCUUUGUAACUGUGGGUAUUCCAAACCUUUUAAAAAAGCUCUCCAUGUUUCAACUCUGUAAGAGCUAAGAUGUGCAACAGGCCUGUGUAACAGGUCUCACACGCUGUGAACGAAGUCUUCUGACGCAAACAACCAGAGAAACAGAGUAAGAGGUCAAUCAUGUUAGGUGUAGUUUAUUCGUCUAUUGCAAAGAAAACACGCUGUUCUUCCUCCACCUCGGUGGCGUACGACUGCUUCCUGAAACGUGUGCACCGUUUCUCUGAGAAUGAGCUCUCCUCACAUGUUUGGGGUUUUCCUCAUCCGCCAGUGUGAAGACAGGUUGAUGCUAAACUGACUCGCACACCCUCAGUUACAAAGUGACUCUUUUAUAUGUCGCUCAAAGCUCCACCCAUUCUUUAGCUGCAUCUAAUUAUCAUGUAAAUACUUUAUUUAUCUAUUUAUUUAUUUUUUCUAUUUAUUGAAGACUUAAUUGCUAUGUAUUUAUUUAUUUAUUGUUUAUAAUUUAAAAAUAAUCCGAAGAACUUGUAAGAUGCUGCUGCUCUUCAAAGAAAAUGUUUAUAUGCAUGAAAACUGUAGAGAGUCCAUGGGACUUAGUUUUUUUUAAAGAGGAACAAUGUACAGUAUACAGUGCCACUGCUAGCGGAGGUCCAAUUUAUGAAUGCAGAGCUACUUUUGGUUGAUCCUGGCAAUAACUUUAAUGACAUGUUUAACAAUCACAGCUGUCCUGCUUUCACUCAGUUUACGGCAAUAAAAAGAAACAAUGAACAUGAAACAUCAAAAUCUUGUCUCUAAAAAUCUGAUUCCUCCUCAAGACCAGAGAUUUUUCCCCUUACAAGCAAAACAAACUAAGGCAAUAAACUCCCAGAGACAGUGAACCUUGAUACAGACGUAACUCUUCGUGUUUGAUCAAAUUAGAGGCGAGUAACGUAGGUGUGAUCAUGUGAUCAUCGUCACCCAAGGUGUCAAAGGUGCAAAAGCAAUAACGAUGCAAAGUGAUCUUUUCUACAGAAGUGCUACAAGAAAAAAAAGCCGACUGAAAGAGGCUGCUAUUUUAUAUCCUUAUCUUUUGCAGAGCUGCCAUAUAAGAACAGUGAAGCACCACUGCAGUGGACAUUUGUUAUUUGACUGAUAAAUAAAACACAUUUAAGGACCACACGGCACUGGUUAUCUACCUAAAGAGACUGUCCUCGAAUCGAAUACUAACUAGGUUGCUGUACAUAAGACGUAUCUAAAUGUUAGCUGUCUGGGCAGAGAAAGUUUUCAAGUUGAAGUGGAGUGGCACGCUCUAAUGCACAUCCGACUCCCCCUUCAUUCGCCCCCCAAUUCCCCAUCAGCCAUCUUCAGCCCAACUGCUUCUAAACAGACGCACAGAGGAUGAGAUGUGCUGAAGUGGGAUUGGCGGAGGGCGGCCGAGUGUGGGAGGAUAACAGGUGUUUGCAGACAGACUGCAGAUAGGGAGCGUAAUUGAGUUGGUGAGCAACCUCCAAGCGGAAGGUCAAGCACCAGCAGGCAAAUGCACUGUCAGCUAUUUGCAUAUUCCAAAUAGAUGAAAUGAUCGCAGUGACGGCGAGCUCAUCCUAAAAACACCAUAUAGAUACACGCACGCACGCACGCACGCACACAAAACUAAAGAAAAUGACUUUCCGCUCUGUUUAUCCGUCCGCUUCAUCCUGUCGACGGCUGUCUAAGCACCACAGCUGAAUCACUGCGUGAGAGCAUACAAACCACCUGUCUCGCAUCGCCACUUGCACAACACGCCAUUUGGCACGUCGCUGAAUUAUUGAACUUCGAACGAACGCACAAAUCAUUACUUCCAACUGACUCUUUUAUAGGUUUUGUAUUUCGCAGAGGGAAUAAAGUAUUUUUCAAAACCUGGCUAUAUAUUAAGAAAGAUAAAAGCAUCGAGAUGAAGGAAAUGUUGUAUCUUAAAAGCAGCGGCAGGUUGGAUGAGAGACACUAAUUAGCGAGGAGGGCGCUCAACUUGACGAGUAACUUCCAUGUUGUGACCAAGCGGCAUUGUUCCUCUUUAACAAUUUUGUAAAUACAUGUGUAAAUAUAUCACAGCAAUAAUAUGCAUGUAGACAUUUAAUUGCCCUUUUUCUAUCCAUGCUGUCCUUUUUCUUCUGGAAAAGGGGAGAUAAAAACAGGUAUCGAUUACAGUCUGGGUGGCCACAAGAAUCAGGGAGUGUUUUGAAUUCCACACUAUAUGUAAGUUACAAACAAACACAAGUGUAUUUGCAAAGAAUUGAUCAUGCUCUGCAUCUGUUUUUUCCCUUUCUUGUUUUCUUUUAUUUAUGUGCGCAGCUCGGCUGUGCAAAGAAAAGUGCCAAAAAGUAUGAUUUCCAUGACAAAAGCCUUCAACAUAUGGUUGGCUGCUUGAAACCUUCCAUAUGGCCCUCAAAGGAAAAACAACUGAUUAAGAUUUUCCACUUUCUCCCUCUUUCUUUCUUUCUCUCUCUCUCUCUCUCUCUCUCUCUCUCUCUCUCUCUCUCUCUCUCUCUCUCUCUCU
Molecule: messenger RNA, 4649 nt
Organism: Nerophis lumbriciformis (worm pipefish)
Lineage: Eukaryota; Metazoa; Chordata; Actinopteri; Syngnathiformes; Syngnathidae
Gene: scrt2
Product: scratch family zinc finger 2
Biological process (GO): regulation of DNA-templated transcription
Molecular function (GO): RNA polymerase II cis-regulatory region sequence-specific DNA binding; DNA-binding transcription factor activity, RNA polymerase II-specific
Source: RefSeq, a predicted model, not a curated record